AUGAGUGACCCAAACAAUCCAAACAUCCACGCCCGCUCCACACCACAAUGGGGCUUGAUGCAACGGGAGAUGUUCUGGGCACCGAACGAAGGUAAAGUUCAGCCCUUCAAUACGGACCCUGAGGAAAUCAGGAAGCUUGCCAAAGAAAAGCUCAGCCAAGGCGGAUGGUACUACAGUAGCUGCAACGCCGGCAUCAGCUGGACGCACUAUGCGAACCGCACCUCCUUCUAUCGCCACCAAAUCAUCCCCCGCAUGCUCGUUGACACCAACAUUCGCGACAGCGCAACCACUCUCUUCGGCCACAAGCUUGCUGGCCCGAUUGGUUUCGCGCCUAUUGGUAUCAACCGCAUCUACCAUCCUACUGGCGAGCUCAGCGUUGCUAAGGUAGCCAAGGACCUCAAUCUGUUGUACUGUCUCUCCUCCGCCGGCAGCUAUAGCAUUGAGGAUGUUGGCAAAGCCAAUGGCGACGGCGUACGCUUCUUCCAGCUCUACCAGAGUCCUGACGAUGAGCAGGCGGUGAACAUGCUACAGCGCGCCUACGACAGCGGAUUCACUGCCCUCAUGCUCACCACUGACACGUGGCAGCUCGCGUGGCGGCACAAUGACGCGUACGAAGGCAACUAUGCCUUUUAUCACGAGCAUGGCACUGGCGGUAUCGGACUUAAUGAUAAGGUGUUCCUGCAGCGCUUGAAGGAGGCGAACAUUGAUCCUGCGAAGGAGCCGAAGAAGGCGGGUGCGAAGUGGAUGGAUGAGAAUAUCUGGCAUGGGCACAGCCAUACGUGGGAGAAGCUGCCGUGGUUGAUGGAGCAGUGGAAGCGGAUCAGUGGCGGGAAGCCAUUCUGUCUGAAGGGUAUCCAGAGCGUGGCGGAUGCGAAAAAGGCGGUAGAACUGGGAGUAGAUGGGAUCGUGGUGAGUAAUCAUGCAGGACGGCAGGUGGACGGAGCAAUCUCGAGCCUGGACGCCCUCGAGAAGAUUGCGGAGGCUGUCGGGGACAAGAUCGUUGUUAUGUAUGACUCCGGAGUUCGUACGGGCGCCGAUGUGUUCAAAGCGCUGGCUCUCGGAGCAAAGUUCGUCUUUGUCGGCCGCCUCUGGGUCUGGGGCUUAUCGAUCCGUGGGCAGCAAGGGGUCGAUCACGUUAUGCGUGCUCUGCUUGCUGAGUUUGACCUUCUGCAGGAAUGUGCUGGCUAUCCCAAGAUCAGCGAGAUCAAUCGCGACGCGAUCGACAGUCUUCCACGCGUGGCCAUCAUGCCGUCUGACCCGAACAUCGUCUGA
Messenger RNA from Cyphellophora attinorum, 1272 nucleotides. RefSeq names its product putative lactate 2-monooxygenase. The transcript is spliced from 3 exons. The record is from RefSeq and is a predicted model, not a curated record. The coding region runs from base 1 to 1272 and encodes 423 amino acids. Lineage: Eukaryota; Fungi; Ascomycota; Eurotiomycetes; Chaetothyriales; Cyphellophoraceae. Gene Ontology annotation, molecular function: FMN binding; oxidoreductase activity.